Molecule: messenger RNA, 5212 nt
Organism: Leptonychotes weddellii (Weddell seal)
Lineage: Eukaryota; Metazoa; Chordata; Mammalia; Carnivora; Phocidae
Source: RefSeq, a predicted model, not a curated record
AAUAUUGGAUUUUCCAAAUCAAGAACUCCAUCUCUUUAGCAGUGUUUCCGUUUUCAGCGUACGGGUCUUGGACAUAUUUUUUAAAGAUGAUGCAAAAGGGUCAUCCUGCUAUCAAGAUGACGGCGGUCCGGUUUCCAGGACAAGGCUCUGGUCUCCGCUGCGUCAGUUCGUGUCUGCGCCCAGAAGCAGGUCGUGGCGGGGCUCCUGGCAGGUGGUGCUCCACACCCUGAGAUGAGGUGGCAUGCUCUCCACAUGCCCUCUUCUUCAGUCAGGUUUAUGAUCAGCCACAGUCACACGCAUCUUGAAAGAUGGAAUUAUUUUUUAAAAGCUGAAGAUAACGUACAUUUGGGGGCACAAAUGAGCCUUUGGAUCAGGUUUUUACCCACCUGAGAACAUGACGAAGCAGCCAGAGUAGUUAUGGUCAGUCAUGGAGAAUAACCAGGAAACUCAUCCCAAAAGGGAUGGUGAAUUUGUUUCUGAUAAAUUAAAUUUUAAAAUAGAAGACGAAGAUGUUGUUCAAAUCCCUAAUCACAGUUUGGAAGGAGUGGAGUUUAAGGGCGAGCAGGACAGGCACCGGGCGGAGGGUGGUGGGGAGCGGGCGGAGGCCAGGGAGGCGGGCCGGAGCUGCGAGCCCCCCGGGAAGCGCCUCCCCGGCGGCCAGGAGGAGGAGUACGGGUCUCUGUUCUCCCAGUACAGCAGCACGCUGUACGACGUGGCCAUGGAGGCCGUGACACAGAGCCUCCUGUCGGGCCGCGGCGUGAGCUCCAGAAAGAAGUCUCCGGCCUGGAAGCAUUUCUUCAUCUCCCCCCGGGACAGCACUAAAGCCAUCUGCACGUACUGCAUGAAGGAGUUCAGCCGAGGGAAGAACGAGAAGGAUUUGAGCACCAGCUGCCUCAUGAGGCACGUGAGGAGGGCGCAUCCCACAGUGCUCAUCCAGGAGAACGGCAGUGUGCCGGCCCUGCCCUCCCUCUCGCCCCCUCCACUGAGGCUGCCACCACAGCCCGCCGACUCCGGGGACUUGGGUGCCGUGCUCUCACCCCUCAAGCUUGCCCCUAAGCUGGCGUCCAAGGUCCCGUCCCCCGAUGACAUGACGGAGGAGUCGGUGUCUGUGGUGUCCUCUGAAGAAGUCCCCUCCGACGCGUCGGCCUCUGACAAGUACGGCAGGGAGGAGGCCCUGGGGGGGCCGCCGCCCCUCCCCACCCUGCCCUGUGAGGAGAGUGCGGAGAACGGGGCGGAGAAGAACCCCCCGCUCCCGAAGGGCACGUCCGGGUCCAGGAGGCGGUCCGCCGUGUGGAAGCACUUCUACCUGUCGCCCCUGGAUAACUCCAAGGCCGUGUGCAUCCACUGCAUGAACGAGUUCAGCCGAGGCAAGAACGGGAAGGACCUGGGCACCAGCUGCCUCAUCAGGCACAUGUGGCGGGCGCACCGCUCCAUCGUGCUGCAGGAGAACGGCGGGGGCACAGGCAUCCCGCCCCCUUACGCCGCGCCCCCCACCCUGCUGCCCGCCCUGCCGCCUCCCGACGGGGACCCGAGCUCCGUGUCGUCCUCUCCCGGGAAGCUGGUCCAGGAGUCCCCCUCGGCGUCCUCCUCCCCUGAGCGGCUGGCUGAGGACCUGCAGGUGCGUUUGAACGCCGGCGACGCCCUGCCCGAAGACGCGUCGGCGCUGUCCUCUGACGACGUGGGCGAGGCCUCGCUGGCCGCCUCCCCCGAGAAGCCGCAGGCUGGCGGCUUGAGCACCAGUCUGCUGGAGUGCGGUGCUGUGUUCCAGCAGAAUAAGAAGGUCAUGAAGAGGCUGAAGUCGGAGGUGUGGCAACAUUUCUCGUUGGCGCCCAUGGACAACCUCAAGGCGGUGUGCAGACACUGCGCCUGCGUCAUCAGCCGGGGCAGGCGGGGCGACGUGGGCACCAGCUGUCUGAUGCGGCAUCUGUGCAGGCGCCACCCGGAGGUCGUGGGCGGCCAGAAGGGCUCUCCGGGUGCCAGCCUGGCAAGCUCUCCGUACGCCACCUUGGCUUCUGCGGAAAGUUCCUCCUCCAAAUUGACUGACUUGCCAAGCAUGGUCACGAAAAACAAUCAGGUUCUAUUCCCCGUUAACAGCAAGAAGACCUCCAAGCUGUGGAACCACUUCUCCACCUGCUCCGCAGACCCCACGAAGGUCGUGUGCCUGCACUGCGGCCGCACGAUCAGCAGGGGCAAGAAGCCCACCAACCUGGGCACCAGCUGCCUGCUGCGCCAUUUACAGCGGUUCCACAGCGGCGUGCUCAAGACCGACGUGCCCAGGGCGGCGCGGGCCCCCUCGCCCAGCCUCCGGGGGCCCCUGAGCGCACAGCUGUCAGGAGCUUCCUCCUUCGACGACACCAACGAGAAGUUUUACGACUCUCAUCCAGUUGCCAAAAAAAUCACGAGUCUCAUUGCAGAAAUGAUUGCACUUGACCUCCAGCCAUAUUCUUUUGUAGACAAUGUUGGCUUUAACAGGCUGCUCGAAUACUUGAAACCUCAGUACUCUCUGCCCUCGCCUUCCUACUUCUCGAGGACAGCCAUCCCAGGUAUGUACAAUAAUGUGAAACAGAUAGUCCUGUCGCACCUGAAGGAGGCGGAGAGCGGCGUGAUCCACUUCACGUCCGGGAUAUGGAUGAGCAACCAGACCCGCGAGUACCUGACGCUCACCGCCCACUGGGUCACCUUCGCGCCGUCGGCCCGGCCGUGCCGUGAGGACCACCACUGCUCAGCCCUGCUGGACGUGUCUCAGGUCGACUGCGACUACAGCGGCAACAGCAUCAGGAAGCAGCUGGAGUGCUGGUGGGAGGCCUGGGUGACGUCCACCGGCCUCCAGAUCGGGAUCACCGUCACCGACAACCCGAGCAUCGGGAAGACGCUGAGCGAGGGGGAGCGCGCCAGCGUGCAGUGCUUCAGCCACACGGUCAACCUCGUUGUCAGCGAGGCCAUCAAGAGCCAGCGGAUGGUCCAGAACCUCCUCAGCAUCGCACGGAAGAUCUGUGAGCGGGUGCACCGGUCGCCCAGGGCGAAGGAAAAGCUAGCGGAGCUGCAGAAGGAGUACCAGCUGCCGCAGCACCACCUCAUCCAGGACGUCCCGUCCAAGUGGAACACGUCGUUCCACAUGCUCGAGCGGCUCAUUGAACAGAAACGGGCCAUUAACGAGAUGUCCAUCGAGUGCAACUUCAGAGAGCUCAUCAGCUGCGACCAGUGGGAAGUCAUGCAGUCCGUGUGCCACGCGCUGAAGCCCUUCGAUGCCGCCAGCCGGGAGAUGAGCACCCACGUGUCCACGCUCAGCCAGGUCAUCCCCAUGAUCCACAUCCUCAACCGGAAAAUCGAGAUGCUCUUUGAGGAGACGAUGGGCAUCGACACCAUGCUGAAGUCCUUGAAGGAAGCCAUGGUGAGCCGGCUGGCCGCCACCCUGCACGACCCGAGGUACAUCUUCGCCACGUUGCUGGACCCUCGCUACAAGGCCUCCCUGUUCUCGGAGGAGGAGGCGGAGCAGUACAAGCAGGAUCUAAUCAGGGAACUGGAAGUGCUGAAUUCUACCUCAGAGGACGCGCCUGUCUCCAACGGCUGUGACGCGGGCUCCCCGUCGCGAGGCGCGGUCGGGGAGGAGAACCUGUGGUCCCUCAUGGCCAAGAUGACGAAGAAGGGCCCCAGGGAGAAGACAAAGGUGCCCGAGGACAUGGUGCUGGCGUACCUGGAGGAGGAGGUGCUCGAGCACACCUGUGACCCCCUCACCUACUGGAACCUGAAGAAGUCGGCCUGGCCGGGCCUGUCCGCGCUGGCCGUCAGGUUCCUGGGCUGCCCCCCAAGUAUCGUCCCUUCCGAAAGGCUGUUCAACACACCGACGGAGAACGGUAGCUUGGGCCAGUCCAGGCUCAUGAUGGAACAUUUUGAAAAGCUCAUCUUUUUGAAAGUGAAUCUUCCCUUGAUAUACUUUCAGUAUUGAAACUCGCAACGGAGCCACCGGACAAAAACUGUUGUUGCUCAUCAGGCACCAGCUGUCUGUCCCGGGGCGGUGGUCCGCCCCAGGCGGGGCCGUGUGGGAUGAGGCGGGCACGAGCCUCCCCGUCCAGCGUCACUGUAAUGUCUACGUGUGCCUUACUCCCAGUCCUGCAGGCCGGGCGUCGCCGCGGGCUUCCCACGGGCCCGCGAGGAAAGGCCUGUCUUGCCGAUGAUGAAAUACGAUGAUUAGGAUUUCAUUCAUAACUGUAAAGUUUUUUUAAAGUGGGGGGUUAGUAAUUUGUUUUACUAGAACGUCAGAGGAGAUGUAAACAAUUUUAUUCUGUAGGCUUUUUAUUCAAUUAUAUAAAAACCACAAAUCAGGUACUGUAUUUUAGUUAAAAAUUGCUUUAAUUCAACAGAACAGCUUUUGUGGCUGUUUAAUGAAAUCUGUAAAUAGGAGGUGGAGUUCAAGCCAUCCUGGCUGAGCAGUUUUUAACUGCAGGCUCUAAAGUAUGUCAAGUACAGAGGAUAUUCUGGAACAUAACUGUUUACUGCAACAGAGGUGUGGCAUUUGAAGAGGAAACUAAACGUAGACGUGUCCUGGAAUGUCGGUUCUGUAGUGAUUUGGUAAAGGGAGCGUUCCCGGUCUGUGCUUCUGCAUUCAGGUUUUAUUUGGUCGACCUCCAUCAUGAGCCCUGGACACCUGCUGUCGAGCCCGCGCUAGGGGCCUGUCCACAGCACUCCUGCCGUGGAUGCCCCGAGCCUCGGACCUGCUGUCUCGACACCAGGAAGCUAUCUUCUGAGAUUUGUGCACUGACCCCAUGACCCCAAUUUGAUCAAAUUAUGUAUAAAAUCGUUUUUAGAAGAGAUGGCUCGUUAACAAGGAGGAGAUCGUUCUAUUGCAGUUGUAAGAAUAGCCUUAGGUGUCUAGAUUUUUUUUUAUAUAUAAAAUAGGGAAGAUUCAGCCAUCACUGGGGUGUUUUAGAAUCCCAAGGACAGCAGAAUGAAGCGUCAAUUGUCAUUCUUUUAACGAUGAUCUGUCUUCAGAAUUUUUGCUUCAACAUCUAGAAAAGGGUUCAUUUUCUUAUUUCAAACCAAUUAAAUAUUCUGGAUGAAACAAGUCACUCAUUUGCCUGUGACCUUUUAGAAAAGUUUUGUUAAAAAAAAAAAGUACCCAUUAUUAAUCUGGAUUUGCAUUGACUAUGUUUUAGUGUAUUUAUAAAUGGUGAACUCAGUUUCUGAAAUUAAACUUUUUAUUUGCAAUUUUCUA